Molecule: messenger RNA, 1139 nt
Organism: Folsomia candida
Lineage: Eukaryota; Metazoa; Arthropoda; Collembola; Entomobryomorpha; Isotomidae
Product: SEC14-like protein 4
Exons: 8
Coding region: 195-980 (261 amino acids)
Cellular component (GO): cytoplasm
Source: RefSeq, a predicted model, not a curated record
AGUAAGUAACAGCAAAAAUUAUUUUAACUCCAACCAGCUAAAUUUACCAUACGAAACUAGAUAACUUAAACAAUUAUAAAUAAUUAUCGCUAUAUAUUUACUGGUUUGCGAUAUAAUAGAUUUGUACUAGCAAACAUAUUUUGAUUCAAAUACCUACAUACAUAAUCUGUAAGUGUAUAUAUAAUAAAAGUAUCAUGGAUGACGUGUCUGAUUUAGUAAUGCAACAAAUUUCAGAGUUGAGGACCCGGUUGGGUGAUAAAAUUCAAGAUCUCGAUGACAAAUACAUCUUACGAUUUCUUAUAGCUAGAGACCAUGACAUUGCAAAAGCAGAAGAAAUGCUUAGAAAUCAUGUCGAAUGGAAGGAGAGGAUUGAAUAUGACCAGGCACACACUUGGAUAAUUGAUGACGUUGUACAAGAUUCGUUUCAAUUCUGCGUUGACGGAAAAGAUAAGGAAGGACGCCUUGUCGUAUAUUGCCCAGUUGGAGCUUGGCAUGGGAGACGAAUGCUUGAAGCAGGUCUGGGAAAAGAACUGGACCGUCAUUUGUACCACAUGGCCGCGUGCAUGGCCUCUGCUCUCGCAAAAUCCAAUGGCGAUAAAUUAGUCGGAAUUUUGGACCUGGCGGAAUUGUCCUAUUAUAAGAUUGCCCACUACGACACUGUGCAGCUAACUCUUCGCAUGUUAAGAGAACGUGAACAAAACUUUCCGGAAACGUUGGAGGCUGUAAUCAUAAUUAAUUCCCCGUGGGUUUUGGAUGUCAUAUUCCCUCUUAUAAAACCAAUUUUGGGUCGAAGUACACUCCAAAAAUUGGAAAUAUAUAACAGCUCACCGCAUAAGUGGAUGCCCGUGUUGCUAGAUCGGAUUCAAGGAGGAAAAUUUCCAUCCAUGUUCCUUAAGAAACACAAAUAUAAUAUGUGCCAUGGGUCGAAAAACAGUCCUCUCAAAUUUUCGCUGCAAAACAUUUAUUUUGCAACUAUUUAGGAAUUGAAACAAGACAAUAUUCAGCCAGAAAAUACUGAGGGUGCAUCAUAUUAUUUCAUAACAAAAGUAGCAUUCGACGAAUUUGUAUAAUUACCUUGUUUAAAAUGUUCCAUGGCGUUUUCCUGCAUUUGUGUAAAUAAAUGCAAAUGUUUUAGGAGA